This is a messenger RNA of Arabis nemorensis, 603 nucleotides long. The record is from the annotation of a GenBank genome assembly. NCBI's taxonomy places the organism in Eukaryota, Viridiplantae, Streptophyta, Magnoliopsida, Brassicales, Brassicaceae.
AUGGCAAGAGGUCGAAAACCGACGACGAUGAACCGGAGCGAUCGAUACCUUGGAAGCUUCAGUUACGGUGACAGUCACCGUACUUCCGUCACCGACGAAUUGGAGCUCUCCGAAGAAGACAUCUGGUCACCGGCCGUCAUUCACGACGACAACGACACCGGGACAGACGAAUCUUAUGGCGCGUGGAAUCUACGCGCUUCAUCGGGAAGAAAUGGGCGCGUGGGAGGGCUGUCGCUGGCUUUGGAAGCUUCUUCAGGCGCGCCGCCGCUGUCGUCGUCUCCGAUGAUCGUGCAGCAGAUCCACGACGGAGGAGGAGAAAUCCGGCGGAAUUUGGCUUCGUCGGCGCCGGUGAACGUGCCGGACUGGAGUAAGAUAUACCGAGUGGACUCGGUUGAGUCGAUACACGAGUUGGACGAGGAGGAUGAGGAGGAAUCCGGGAUGAUGCCGCCGCAUGAGUAUCUUGCGAAGAGUCAAGCACGGCGGAGCAGGAAGACCGGAGGCGGCGGCGCGUCGGUGUUCGAAGGCGUCGGAAGGACUCUCAAAGGAAGAGAACUAAGGCGCGUUCGAGACGCGAUUUGGAGCCAAACAGGGUUCUAUGGCUAA